Messenger RNA from Asparagus officinalis (garden asparagus), 820 nucleotides. RefSeq names its product 60S ribosomal protein L23A-like. Gene Ontology annotation, cellular component: cytosolic large ribosomal subunit; ribosome. NCBI's taxonomy places the organism in Eukaryota, Viridiplantae, Streptophyta, Magnoliopsida, Asparagales, Asparagaceae. The record is from RefSeq and is a predicted model, not a curated record. Gene Ontology annotation, molecular function: rRNA binding; structural constituent of ribosome. The transcript has 4 exons. Bases 137 to 604 code for a protein of 155 amino acids. Gene Ontology annotation, biological process: ribosomal large subunit assembly; translation.
GAAAGCAAAUCCUAAACCCUAGAAUCAAAUCAGACGGAAAGAAAUUGCUGAGCCUCCAUUUUUUCCUCUCUCUCGUUCCUAAAAUCUAGAGCUUGUUAGGGGACACAGUUGAGCUUGCUGCUGUUUGAAUUUGGAGAUGGCUCCUCCUGUUAAGGCUACUACCAAAAAGGCUGAUGCCAAAGCACAAGCUGUCAAGGUUGCCAAGGCUGUGAAGUCUGGAGCUUCAAGCAUCAAGAAGAAAACAAAGAAGAUCCGCACCUCUGUUACAUUUCAUCGACCCAAGACCUUGAAGAAGGAUAGGAACCCAAAAUACCCUAGAAUUAGUGCCACUCCAAGGAACAAACUUGAUCAUUACCAAAUUCUCAAGUACCCUUUGACAACCGAGUCUGCUAUGAAAAAGAUUGAGGAUAACAAUACCCUUGUCUUCAUUGUUGAUAUCCGAGCAGACAAGAAGAAGAUCAAAGCUGCGGUGAAGAAGAUGUAUGAUAUCCAGACUAAGAAAGUGAACACCCUCAUCAGGCCUGAUGGUACUAAGAAGGCGUAUGUGAGGCUCACUCCGGAUUACGAUGCUCUUGAUGUUGCCAACAAGAUUGGCAUCAUAUAAUUGGAAGAGGGUUUCUAGUUGAGUUUGUUCUCAAAUUUACAUUUUGUAGUGGUGUUAAAGUUACUGAGGUUGACACUGUUUCAUUUUUAAGCUUAAAUGCAUUUAGUUUCGGUUAAUUUGAACUACCUGGACUUGGGCAAUACAUGUCUUUGUUGGAUUGAAUCUGUUUCAUAUUGCUGUAUUGUUGAUUGCGUUGGUGGCCCUGUUGCUACUGAA